UCUUCGCGUUCUCCGUGGUCUUAAAGCUCCUGAAACGCAGUUUCCGCGAAUCCGUGCUAUAGUAGACGAGAUAAGUAGUGCGCUGUGGUGAUGUUGGAUGUCAGAUUGCCCUGUGUCGAUAGAGGUGACUGAAAAGGGUGGACGAAACACUAGAGGAUUGCAUUGAGAGUUAUCACAAAUGCAUUCACCAUGGACUCCAAUGUCGGUCUUGACUACAUUGUUGAUAACCCGGAUUAUUGCAAAAAACUUGCUUCAGCUCUCGACACGGCGUGCACUUCCGUGAAGAAACAAGUUGUCGAGUUAUUAUCAGCGCUCUGUGUGUACAGCCAGGAUGGUAGACAACGUGCUAUCGAUACUCUUCACAUAUACCAGGAUAAAAAGAGCGAACGCUAUCGACUAAGAGUCAUUGUCGACGAGUUACAAAAAACAACAACUGAGGAUUAUCAAGCGACAUUGUUGGCAUUCAUAAAUUGCCUGGUUAUCUCGACGCCGGUCCUCAAGGACCGCGUUCGUAUGCGUAAUGAAUUCAUUGGAUUGAAACUGCUUCCUAUUCUCAAUGACCUAAGGCAAAGCCAGUAUCCGGAGCUGAGGGUCCAGCUGGAAGUCUUCGACGACCAGAGAGAAACUGAUGAAGAGCUCGCGAAUCAAGGGCCGCCUGGAAUAGAUCUCUCGUCCCACGUCGACGUCUUCUACGCUAUUUUAGGCCAGAUUGCAGAUACGCCGCAAGAAAUAGCUUUCUUGAGUAUCCUACAGCAUCUGCUGCGGCUGGAUCCAAAGGAGCCGGCAAGUGAUCUCGCUUGGGACACCGCUGAGACGUUGGUGCACCGAGCGACUCUUCUUGAGAGCCGCAAUGACGCGACUAAGCUCUUGAGAUCACCGAGUCUUCAAACGAAUUUAUGUUGCCAUUGUCGAGGCGCCGAUCAAACCUGCGGCUCGACACGCAAAGCGUCUCUGCCGACAAGUAGUCCGGCACCUUUGCCGCCCCCGCUUCCGUCAGGUGUAACUUCAUCGUCAAUAGUACCAGUUCCUUCAGCUGGAACACCAGCAGCUCAAAGUCCACCCACAAGUAUUGCGUUGGCACCGCCGCCUCCUCCGCCGCUUCUUGUCACCGUCACUGCUCCUGAUGCAGUAAUGGAACCUCCUCUACCUCCACCUCUACAUGUCCCAGCAGUUAAUCGCAUCCCAACACCCGAACCGCCUAGUAAUAAUGCCAAGCUUUUACCUCAGCAGGAAAUUCCCACGCCAAAGUCCAAAAUGAAGACGAUCAACUGGAAUAAAAUUCCCAAUCACAAGGUCAUUGGCAAGAGAAACAUUUGGUCGUUAGUUGCUAAUGAACAUCAGAAUUCCCCGAUGGCUGACUUAGAUUGGGCUGAAAUGGAGGGACUGUUUUGUCAACAAGCACCGCCUAUUUUACCUCCAGCAACUUACACUUCGUCCAGCGGAACUGGUCUUGAUACUGAGCGCCGUCGUCGUGAACCCAUGGAGAUUGCUCUGUUGGACGGCAAAAGAAGUCUGAACGUCAACAUAUUCUUGAAACAAUUCCGCAGUUCGAACGAAGACAUAAUUCAGCUGAUCCGCGAUGGAGGACACGAUCAUAUCGGAGCUGAAAAACUACGCGGUCUUCUUAAAAUUCUGCCCGAAGUAGACGAGCUAGAGAUGCUUAAGAGUUUCGAUGGGGACAAAUCGAAACUUGGCAACGCUGAAAAAUUUUUCCUUCAACUCAUUCAAGUGCCAAAUUAUAAACUGAGGAUAGAGUGUAUGCUGCUCAAAGAAGAGUUUGCCGCUAACAUGAACUACCUGGAGCCGAGUAUUGACUCAAUGAUACUCGCCGGCAAAGGUUUGAUGACUAACAAACAGCUCCAAGAGGUGCUAUACAUGGUUCUGGUUGCUGGCAACUUCCUCAAUUCAGGCGGAUACGCUGGGAAUGCAGCGGGCGUAAAAUUGUCAUCGUUACAAAAAUUAACGGAAAUACGAGCGAACAAACCGGGAAUGAAUCUGAUUCAUUACGUCGCACUACAAGUUGAGAGAAAAAAAAAAAAUUUACUUGACUUCUCUCAUAAAAUGAGCGCUUUGGAGCCGGCUACUAAAACAACAAUCGAACAAUUGACAAACGAAUUCAACGCACUGGAUACGAAAAUAAAGAAAAUAAAAAAUCAAAUUCAGUUAUCGUCGACCGAAAGCGACAUUCAGGAACAAAUGGCCCAAUUUUUGCAAAUGGCAGAGCAGGUGAUGGCGCAAUUAAAACGCAAUAUGGAAGAAUUAGAAGGCGUGAGACGUACAUUAGCCGAAUUUUUCUGCGAAGACAUAAAUACUUUUAAAAUAGAAGAGUGUUUCAAAAUAUUUCAUCAGUUUUGUUUGAAGUUCAACCAAGCGAUCGCCGAAAAUGAGAGACGACGGAUACAAGAGGAGCAAGCGACUGCCAGACGUAAACAACGCGAAGAACAACUGCUGGCUAAAAAGCGGCUCCUAAAUAACGCGGCUGAUACUCCCGGUUCCGAGUCUGAGAGCAAUUUAAUGGAUUACGGGCUAUUAGACAUUCAAAGUUUCGCUAGACAGUCGUAUAAUCGCAGCGAAGCUAAAAUAAAAAGACUACAAAAUGGCGGCGUUACUUCUGACGAAGAUAUAUCGAUUACCGGGUCUCCGAGUAUCAGACGUCGACUUGGAUCCUGCUCAGGUGGUCCCGAUCAGCAAAUUACCAAAGAAGAUACUUAUUCGCCGGACAUUACUCCCAAUGGAACUCUGCGUCGACGAAGAAGUCGCAUUCCCUGCGAAGACAACGACGACAAUUUAAUGGACUUUUUGAGAACUUCGGGACAAGACAAUACUCGGGAACGAAAAUCUUGGGGAAGUUUGGAUCGAUCGUGGGCGAGAAGAGCUAGAGGGCAGCCUCGUCGCAGCGAUUUAUUGAACGCCGAUUUUUCAGGCGACCGCGAAAGACCGAAUUCCCCGUCUCCGUUGGCGGAAAAUAAAGCGUUUUUGCAAGAAGAAGAAACGAAACCUACUGGACGAGCAUGGAGACAAAAAAUCGAGGCUUGGUUGUCGGAAAAUGAAAAGGAAGAACGUGCGGGUGAAGAGUUGCAGCGAAGAGCGCGACAGUUGCAGGCCAACCGAAAGUCCUUCGAAGAUUCUGAAAACGAAGGCAAGACGAAUGCGACGGAAGACAAUUCACGCGCUGGCUACUCAAAUGUCUAUGACUGGCGUCCUUCAGUUGAGAAGACUGACGUAAUGCGAACUAUGGAAGCUAUCGAAGAAGCUCAACCAGAUUCAGCAGAAACAGACAAGUCACCUUGGAGAAAGUCGAGUCUCAAUGUUCUAAACAGUCCCGAAGAAAUCGACUCGAGGUACUCGCGGCGAAUACGCUCCCGUCUCACCAACGACAAUGUCCUGGGUUCGAGUACAUUGCAAGCGAUAAGAGAAGAGGAACGGAAGAAAAAUAAACCAAAUGAAACAGUUAACGAUGGACAAGACGAGCUGACUAUUUAUCUACGCACCCCAAGUGUAUCCGCGCCAAGUUCAGCCGUCCGCAGAUUUUCAAAGUCUGCUAGAAAGACCGAGGAAGACAAAGUGAGCGAUAAGAUUGAGAUUGAUUCAGAUAACAUUGAAACCCCGCCAGUGACACGCCGAGUUUUUAGUCCACCUCGUGAAGUCAAACCCGUGGAGAAGGAACCGUGCAAACGGGAGAGAUGCAGCAGUUCUAUUACGGGACGGGAGUACACUAAAGUGAGUGCCAGUAAGCCGGCAGUCGCGGAAAGUGAUCUUGGAAGCGGUAAUUUUGAUCGGUAUGCCGCGGCACGUAAAACCAGACGUUAUAAAAAGAGUCAGGAUAAUCCUGCAGAUAAAGACAGCUGCGGAAAGCCCGAAAGUAAUUCCUCGGAUACUCUGGCUGAUGAUAAACCUCAGAGACCGAACACUCUGUCACUGGAAGACAACGAUCUGGAUGAAGAUAAAAUGCUGAGACUGUGGCAAGAUAAAUUGAAGCGUCGGCAUGCGUCAAAUGAUUUCGAGUCUGCUUUGACGGAGGUCGCUGCCAAGUCUGCGGAGGAAGUUAAUCAGCGGUUAGCACGACAUAGAAGUUCUAGGCUGCCUAUUACGCAGCCCGCGCCAGUUAUUGCUGUGACUAACACUGUUCUGAGUCCGGUGAUGCAGGAAUCUCGGCCAAGGGAAACGACUCCGGUGUGGCCGGAACGGGCGGUCUCUUGUCGAGAAAGACACCGCAGUAUGAUUGAUCCCAGUCAGGUGCGCGAGGCCUUGAGAUUAACCAGCAAUCCACCCAGUCGGGUUAAUAAUGAGCCGAAUGCGGUCAUUGUUAACUCUAAUGGCGAUCGCGAAUUGCUCCCCGCACUUCGUGUCACUUCUCCCGAGCCGCAAAUCGACCAGGUCGAUCGCGUUGUCAAGGAAGCCCCGAGGAUUAGUGACUUGCAGGGCAAAGUUGAUUCAGUAACGAGCUCAAAGACAGCAGAUACUGCUGAUGAUAAAAAUUCGUCUAGUCCUAGUAAAAAUUCGUCGGUAUUUAGGAGUAAGUUUAUUCCCGACAUGAAUAUUUCGUCAAACUCACCGCUGGUUAAAGGCAAAGAACAGGAACUCAAUGACGAAGGCUUUGAAGAGACACAGAGCCUCGUUUCUGAGACACUGAGCCAGGAAACUUCAUCAGGAAAUUAUGAAACUGACAUUCACGACUCGCCGCGAUGCUCACCCGCGGAAAUGCGGUACGUCAAAGAAGCUGAACCUCCUAAGCGCGUAAUAGGAAAGGACGAAAUCGCGAGAUUGAAGUCUUUUAGAUCAAGAACUAAACCAGCUCAAGAAAAUGAAAAAACUACUUCCAGUUAUUUAACAAAAAAAUCUGAAAGUCCCAAGCGCGAGAUACUGAAGAAAACUGACUCGAGCAAAAAAAUAGUUCCGCUUAUAAAAGCCAGUGGGACGCGCAACCCCGUCGAGAGAUCGACUUCCAAAAGCAGCUUGAGAAGCUCAAGGAGUUCGUUGAACAGCGCGAGCUCCGUCAAUACUGUCCGCAAGUUGGCUCCGAGUCAUCCCCAGCUCCGAGGGUACACCUCAGCAAUCUGUGCAAUGACGAGCGACCUGCGUAAGAACCCAAGUCCACUUACUAACGCCGUCAAAGACGCCGACAAGCGACAAACGAGCUCGCGGAUCGCCACGACAAAGAUUCCCGCCAGCAGAAGCAGCAGCAGUGAAAGCAGCGUUGGUCCCGUGGUGCGAAGUGUUCGAAAAAUUCAAUCAGGAACAAGUGACACCACACGACCAAGAGCUGUGGUCUCCCGAAGCAGCAGCAGUGUUUCCACUACACCUUUGCUACAAAACCGAACUCCGAGCUCAAAGACUUUGACAUCUACUCCCAGCAGGAGUAAAUUGGUCCAGCCGCGUAACCACAGUUUCAUGAGACCGACCGCAGCUAGUGUCAAUAAAGGGUCAAUAUCAAACUUACCUAGAAGCAUUAAAAGUCUGGUUAAAUGAUCAAUCGACUAACUCGAGUAUAAAUAAUUAAAUUUUAAACUUACGUAUUAUCUAUAAAUAAAAUCGGACUGAUUAAAAUGCUUUAGAUGUAAUGCGAUCGCGGUCUCACGUUUAUCAAGGAAACUAGUAUUAUAAGAUCUUUAAAAAAUUUAUUAACUCCUACUAACCGUCGGUAUAUAUAUAAAUAUAUAUAAAGUAUAAGUAAAACUAAAAAAAUCAAAGUAGUCUUGUAAGAACGUUCUAUAGAUAAAUAUAGAUGAUAAAUAUAUAUGAUAAAAAAUUACAGCACGAUUUAAAAUGUCACGGUUCUGGUUAUUACAGUCGAUAAAUUUUAAAAAACUCAACGAUUACCAAAGUUUGACGAAACCAAUAAAAACCUACUGAUUUAAAUGCCUGCUUAGUCUUUUUCUAUACGAGCGAGAUAGUAAUUAUCUGUUAUUGAAAUAAUUAAAAUUAUCUUAGAUAAUUUUACUUGAGUUUUAUCUUACGCAGAGUAAUUAUUGUUUUAUAAAAAUAAUAAAUAUAAACAAUAUAAUAAUAAUAUUAAUUUUAUAAAGAUCCAAGUGCCAUGUGACUUGUGACGGAGCUGGGUUAUUUUUUACGCAAACAAUUUCUCCAAUAAAUUUAUUAAUUUAUAAUCGUAAUUGCCGGUCACUUAAUUAUCUCCGAGGCAUUCACUUAAUUUAUAAAAUUUAUAAAUAAUUAUAUACUGGUAUUUUAAUUAUUUACCCAGAUAAUUGUUUUUAAUUAUCAUUAUUAUUGAUUAAUAAAUUAAAGAGGAUUAAUCAAAAUUGUUAUAGUAUUUUAUAAUUUAUAAUAAAUAUUGAAGAUAAUAAAUAAAA
Messenger RNA from Microplitis mediator, 6311 nucleotides. RefSeq lists its product as uncharacterized. Gene Ontology annotation, molecular function: actin binding. The record is from RefSeq and is a predicted model, not a curated record. Bases 190 to 5469 code for a protein of 1759 amino acids. Gene Ontology annotation, biological process: cellular component organization. The transcript is spliced from 20 exons. NCBI's taxonomy places the organism in Eukaryota, Metazoa, Arthropoda, Insecta, Hymenoptera, Braconidae.